GCCAAUAAGUUCUCCCACAACCAAUUACCACUGGCCCGAGAAAAUGGCAAAUUUUCUGCCUUUGGUUUGGCUGUCCUUUGUGCUGGCAGUUAUCACAAGCAGCGAUGCACAGGACAAUACCACCACGACUCUCGUGCCUGCAAUCAUGACAUUCGGCGACUCUUCCGUCGAUGUCGGCAACAAUAACUAUCUCCCUACUAUCUUUAAGGCCAACUUCCCUCCUUAUGGCAGAGAUUUCACCAAUCACAAGGCCACCGGAAGGUUCUGCAAUGGGAAGCUGGCCACUGACAUUACGGCGGAAUCUCUAGGCUUCAAGAAGUAUCCUCCGGCAUACCUGAGUCCGGAGGCAUCAGGGAAGAAUCUGUUAAUCGGGGCCAACUUCGCUUCAGCUGCAGCAGGAUACGAUGAGAAAGCGGCGUCAUUGAAUCACGCGAUUCCCCUGUCCCAGCAGUUGGAGUACUUCAAAGAAUACCAGGGUAAGCUCGCGAAGGUGGCAGGGAGCAAACAAGCCGCAACCAUCAUCAAGAAUGCUCUGUAUAUCCUCGGAGCAGGGAGCGGCGACUUUCUUCAGAAUUAUUAUGUCAACCCUUUCAUUAACAAAGUCUACACUCCCGAUGAGUACUCCACCUUCCUCAUCGGUUCAUUCAACACUUUCAUCAAGGGCCUAUACGGUUUAGGAGCCAGGAAGAUUGGAGUGACUUCGCUCGCACCACUCGGUUGCUUUCCAGCUGCAAUCACUUUGUUCGGGUUCCACGAGAAUGGAUGCGUAUCUAGGAUCAACAGUGAUGCUCAGAACUUUAACAAGAAGAUCAAUGCCGCUGCGGCAAACCUCCAAAAGCAACUCCCAGGCCUCAAGAUAGUGGUCUUUGAUAUCUUCACCCCACUCUACGACCUCAUCAAGUCUCCCUCAAAGAAUGGGUUCAAAGAAGUGAGGAGAGGAUGCUGCGGUACAGGGACAGUGGAGACCACGGCGUUCUUGUGCAAUCCGAAGACACCAGGAACCUGCACUAACGCCAGUCAGUACGUGUUCUUUGAUGCCGUUCAUCCAACUCAGGCUGCCAACCAAGUACUUGCUGAUGCAUUGAUCAUACAAGGCCUCUCUCUUAUUUGAGGAGAUGUGCAUUACAGUGCCUGUUCUUUUCGGUGCAAUUUGAUGUUCUCCACUCUCUUGUACCAUUCAGAAUCAGAAACGGAACACUCCCAUGAAACAUCUGCUAUAUUUCAUUAGGGCAUUCAAGCUAAACAAAUUUGUAUGGUUUAUGAUUGAUUUAGCAAGUGAGCUUAUCUUCAUUUCA
Punica granatum (pomegranate) is the source of this 1295-nucleotide messenger RNA. Lineage: Eukaryota; Viridiplantae; Streptophyta; Magnoliopsida; Myrtales; Lythraceae. The record is from RefSeq and is a predicted model, not a curated record.